AUGGUCUUCCCUUUCCGACUUCGCGGCUUCGUUAAAUGUUUCCACUUGCUUGAUCUGCGGAGCUGCUUCAAAUUGCUGCACAGCUCUGGGGUUGUUCACAGGGAGAAGAUGGACGUGGGCUUGGACAAGCAGCGCAGUGGAUCUCAUGGGGGGUCAGAGUCUGGGCGGUCGUUUCGGAGCAGCCCCCGGGGCUUGGAUUUAGAAACUGUUGCGCCGGAGGAGGAUGAGUCGGAGCCAGAGACCGCCGUUUCGCAGAACGGCGCGCCCCUCCCUGGUUCAGAGGACCUUGCAUGGAAUCGGGACGCGAUAGAUCCUCAGGAAGAGGAAUUGUAUACGGAGAAGCCUCUCAUUCCCAAGCAGCGGGGCCAAGGUGAUGAAGCAUCCGGUCGCGCGAGGGGAUGGAAUCUGGAGGAGGGGGGGCGCAUGCUGCCCCCCCUGGAGGAGAAUUCUGGUGGCCGAGGGGGGCGCGUGCCCAUCGUGGGGGGGGUCGGGCCCGAAGGGGGGGGGGUGGGGCGAGUGGCGAGGGGAGAGGAGGUGCGAGGGGAGAGGAGGCGC
This is a messenger RNA of Klebsormidium nitens, 555 nucleotides long. The record is from the annotation of a GenBank genome assembly. Lineage: Eukaryota; Viridiplantae; Streptophyta; Klebsormidiophyceae; Klebsormidiales; Klebsormidiaceae.